Messenger RNA from Tupaia belangeri chinensis (Chinese tree shrew), 825 nucleotides. Its product is annotated as putative ATP-dependent RNA helicase DDX52. The record is from RefSeq and is a predicted model, not a curated record. NCBI's taxonomy places the organism in Eukaryota, Metazoa, Chordata, Mammalia, Scandentia, Tupaiidae. Gene Ontology annotation, molecular function: RNA helicase activity. Gene Ontology annotation, cellular component: cytosol. The transcript has 3 exons. Bases 1 to 825 code for a protein of 274 amino acids.
AUGGAGUUUUCUGGGAAAGGAAAAAGGAAAUAUAACUUUGAUUCAUCAGAGGUGCUGCAGAGAUUAGACCUUUUUGGAAACAAGAAAUCUGUCCCAGUUGAGAGUGGAGCACCAAAAACACAUCAAGAGGUCCAAAAUGAAGUCGAGAAAGAAGAGCGCCUGACUGCAGGGAAGGAGGAGCAGAAUAAAAGGAAAAGGAAGAAAAAGAAGAUGACUUCAGAAGAUACUGUUGAAGAAGAAGGCACUAUGGGGCCGGGUUUUGAUCCUCCUGUGCUUGUUUUUGUUCAGUCUAUUGAGAGAACUAAAGAGCAUUUUCAUGAACUCAUAUAUGAAGGUAUUAAUGUGGAUGUUAUUCAUGCAGAGAGAACACAGCAACAGAGAGGUAACACAGUCCACAGCUUCAGAGCAGGAAAAAUCUGGGUCCUUAUUUGUACAGCCUUGCUAGCAAGAGGGAUCAAUUUUAAAGGUGUGAACUUGGUGAUCAACUAUGACUUUCCAACCAGCUCAGUGGAAUAUAUCCACAGGAUAGGUCAAACUGGAAGAGCAGGACAUAAGGGGAAAGCUGUUACAUUUUUCACCCAAGAUGAUAAACCAUUAUUAAGAAGUGUUGCCAAUGUUAUACAGCAGGCUGGUUGUCCCGUACCAGAAUAUAUCAAAGGCUUCCAAAAAUUACUAAGCAAAGAAAAGAAAAGGAUGAUUAAGAAACAAUUGGAAAGAGAGAGCAUUAGCACAACUCCAAAAUAUUUCUUAGGAAAAGCUAAAGCUAAAUGGAAAAAUGUUAAUUGUCAGGAGAAAAAGAAAGUAGCUUUUGAUGCCAAAAGUUAA